Messenger RNA from Ascochyta rabiei, 3225 nucleotides. Its product is annotated as Dolichyl-P-Glc:Glc(1)Man(9)GlcNAc(2)-PP-dolichol alpha-1,3glucosyltransferase. The transcript has 8 exons. Bases 1 to 3225 code for a protein of 1074 amino acids. The record is from RefSeq and is a predicted model, not a curated record. NCBI's taxonomy places the organism in Eukaryota, Fungi, Ascomycota, Dothideomycetes, Pleosporales, Didymellaceae.
AUGGUGCUCUUCAAACGCAAGCCAGUGAAGUUCGACCCCCCGCCGAAAAACGUCGCCGAACACGAUGAGGUCUGGGUCAUCGAGAAAACGGGAGAGGUCUACAACGACUAUGAGAAGUAUCUCAGGCGGUGCGACUUCUACGCUCAGAAACUCUUUACCUGCGAGUCGACCGGGCAUUCAGGCUACACCUUCUUCGAAGCCAUGGAGAGCCAGGUGAGCUCCGAGCCAGUCUGGGAGGGCAUCAAGGUAACGGAAACGCAGACGGAAGCUUCAAGGGAGAUUGACAGCAUCUUUCCUGAUGCUUUGAGGUCUCGUGUCCUCCACUUUGUCCAGUUCUUGACUACUCCACGCAUGGACGACUUGGUCAACCUUGUGUUUGAUCAUUUUAAGGAACAUUACCUUGUCGGUGAUAGGGUUUCCAUCGAGGUUGAAGGCCCUAUCGCCCGCCGCUACGGCGUGAUCACAGACAUCAGUGACAGUAGCCAGCUGCAUCAAAACGCCUUCACACGGUCACCAGAUGAGCAAUAUCGGUCCUACACCUACGUCGUUACCAUGGACGACAACAACGAGCCCAUUACCAAAUACAGGGCUGCGGACAUGCAGAGGGACAGGAAGUACUACUCGAAAUUGAUCUUGAAGCAAUUUCUUCGCAGCACGGUUUCGAGAGAGUCGUGGAUUGGUGCACCCUGGAUGGCCAAGGAGCAUCUGUCGAAACGCUACAAGAUCCCCACCAAAAUCCCUGACAACAAGACACGAGACGCAGUAAUGGCGCAAAAGAAGCUGAUCAAUGGCUCUCAGCAAAACGGGGGCAGUCCGCCUAUUCAACAGACCUACUCGCAUCAGUUGGCAAACGGACACUCGCCCCAUAUCAAUGGACAUCCAUCUCAAACAUCUGCUCAAGGACCACACGCGUUCGUCAACUUUGCGACAAACCCUCCUCACGUACAACAUCCGUCUCACCUCAUGCACCCACACCCCCAAGGCUUUCCACAACAGAUGGUAGGAGGUCCCCCUCAAUUUGUGCAUCCAGGACCCCCUCAUCACCUCCCACAAGGGGUUCCCCUCAACAUGCCACAAAAUGCCUUACCACCCAAUCUCGCGCACAUCAUGCACCAUCCUCCUGGUGCAUUGCCUGUCAAUCUUCCCUUCCAGAAUGGCUUCAUGCAAUACCAACAGUUUGCGCCACGCAACCCUCCGCAGCAACAACAACAACAACAACAGCAACAGCAACAACAACAACAACAGCAACAACAGCAACAGCAACAGUCACAACCGGCACUGUCGUCAAAGCCCUUCGAACCGAUCAAAUACCCUAUUGAAGACUUGGAAAUCUCUCAACCUCGCUUGAGUACCGUGCGACCGGCUCUGAAGUUCUUUUCUGACGAUGUACCCGAAGGCGUUGAGGCACCGCCAGAAGACCAACAGACUGGGAUUUUGAUGAAGAGCAUUGGUCCACUCCUCUGCGCUUGGGAGACACUCAACGUACACGAUACUAUUUACAUGCUCGACUCGUUUACGUUUGACGAUUUCGCGGAUGCCAUGCGAUACACUUCGGAAGAGCAAGACUGCGAGCUAUUUGUAGAAGUCCAUUGUUCUGUGCUCAAGCAAAUUGUCAACGAAAAUGGCAAGCUUCAGGCUCCUCUGCCGCACAUGACUGAGUUAGAUGAGUCAGAUGAAGAGGCUUCAAGCAGAGACUCUACACCAGCGCCAGAGCCAGAGCCACCAAAACGAACCACCCGCAGCAGUUUGAGAAAAUCAGAGGUGCAACAAAUCAUCGAAAAGCCUCGAACUCCUACACCUGAGCCACCAAAGGAGCUCCACAAGGCUGCUGAGUUCUUGGCUGACUUUGACUGGAUCGAGCAGUUGAAAACUCGAAAUUUCCAGAAUGGAGGUUGGCAAUCGAUUUUUGUUGCCCUUCUAUACCGCCUGUCUUUUGAUCCAAUCCAGAAGGACACUUGCGACGAGGUCCUUACCGCUCUUGUGCCAGGCGACCAGGAGCCCACUAUGGAGAACAUCGCGGAGAAUUACCGUAAUUUAGAUGUCAACUUGCGCGUCUCGGCACUAGAUCAAGCUCUGCGCUUGACUGUCACCACCGAGGCUUUCCGAGAUCAGUUGAACGCAGCUUCCCUAGAGAUGACUCGACUACGCAAGGAGAAGAUUGAGUUUCAAAGGAAGCGCAAGGAACUGGCCGAUGAGCUGUUUAAGCUGGAUCUCGAACGUAAGAUCAAGCUGCCUGAGAAUACACCAGCAUCGCCUUCAGAUAUGAAAGAGAACGAAGACGUGUCGAUGGUCAGCGUACCGGAGUCUGUCACUGAAAUCGCAGAAGGAGACGUCAAUGAGUCUGAAGAUGCAUCCGCAGCGAAGAGUAGAACUCGCACCAAGAACAAGCGCAAGGCGGCCGUCGAAGAGGCCCGAAAGGAGAAGGCUAAGAAGGCAAAGAUCGAAGCCGAGAAAAACAAAAGACAGAAAGAAUGGGAGAAGUUGUUGAAGGCCCUCGACGAGAAGAAAGAGGAACUGAAGGAGUGCGAGGCAAAUAUCAACGAGCUGGACGACGACCUCCGCGAGACUCUUGUCCAUCGCAGCAAAGUGCUGGGUAAGGAUCGGUUCCUGAACAAGUACUACUGGUUUGAACACAACGGAAUGCCCUUUGGUGGUGUUCCUAACAGUUCCACCGCUCAGUACGGAUAUGCCAACGGACGUAUUUGGGUUCAGGGGCCAGAUGCGGAGGAGCUUCAGCCCUGUCUGGAGGAGCCCGCUCUGUCGCAAGACAUGCAACGGUUCAAGUUCACCAUCCCACAACGGAAAGAGAAGGAAGAAGGAUCGACACAUCUUACUACUUCCAAGGACUGGGCCUACUACGACGACCCCGAGGACAUUGAUAAGCUGAUUGUCUGGCUGGAUGAGCGAGGCCACCGUGAGAAGCAACUUCGUAAGGAAUUGCAAAUCUUCCGUGACCGGAUCGCGGAAUACAUGGAGAAGAUGAAGAGGCAUCUUACGAGAGCGGAGAGAGCAGAAGGGGACGACGACGACGAAGACAGCAAGCCCCGAAUCUCGACGCGCGGUAAAGCGUAUGCGGAGAAGGAGGAAGCGAAGGAGCGCUGCCUCCUCUGGACAAACAGCAUUAUGCUUGAUGAGUACGGCUACACCCACUCCACUGAGUACGAGCCGCCCAAGAAGGGCAAGGCGAGGGUGGUCAAGACAACAAAGGGGAAGAGCAGGCGUUGA